AUGCAACCUAUAAUUACCAGGGCAGGACGCGAAGGAGGUUCUGCCCUUGAAAGCAAAGCAGAUGAAGUGACACUACCGCCUUCAGGAGUAGCAGACGGCUCAUUUGCCUCGAAAGCAUCAAGAAGUCCCAGCACGAUUAAUACCACCACUAGCACCACCAACGCUACCACCAUCGCUAGCAACACCACCUCUUCCACCACCAGCAUUACCACCACGGCCACGACUCCCACCACCACUAUCACCCCCACAAACAUCCCCACCGACACCCCCAGUUACCCCCACCGAGACAUGAAGGAGACGGACCUCCAUUCGGGUUUCUGGAUCAGCGUGACUCAGAUAUGGGACAAGUGCCACGUGUGUACACUGGACUCUCGAGUGCAAAUGCAUAAUUCGAACUUCGCGACAGUGACUCACAACACUUCCAGAAAGCGACGCAUAGGUUUUAAAGACAUUUCCACACCUGCCCUAAAACUUCGGCCGAGUCUUAGACAAAAGUGCCUGUCUAAGACAUUUUCGUGGAGAGUCACAGACAAAUUUGCCAAGUCAAAGACAUAUGAAGAUAAUCACACAUCAAGCACUAACUCUGAGAUGUGGCAGCGGGGCAAAUCACAGACUUUUUCUCGUCCAAGACAAAUUUCGGAGUCUAAGACCUUUCGUGAAUACCGCCCCUGA
Penaeus indicus is the source of this 672-nucleotide messenger RNA. Its product is annotated as integumentary mucin C.1-like. NCBI's taxonomy places the organism in Eukaryota, Metazoa, Arthropoda, Malacostraca, Decapoda, Penaeidae. The record is from RefSeq and is a predicted model, not a curated record. The transcript has 6 exons. Bases 1 to 672 code for a protein of 223 amino acids.